AUUGCCACCGAUUUCCAGCCAUUUUCGAUCGUGGAGGACAGUUUUUAGAAAUUAUAACAAGAGUCUAAAUCCAAUGUACACAAUUCCAAGCAGGAAAACCCUUUCAAAAUCACUUAUUCCACAACUGUACAAGAGCACACAGGCUUCAGUGUGGGAAAGAGUCCAGAAAGCUACUGCAGCUUGCCUUACCACUGACUGCUGGACAUCAAGGGUAACCACUUCGUACCUGUCGGUUACAUGUCACUUCAUUGAAGAUUUUAAUGUCGACCUGUCUUCUGGACUGCUUUGAGUUCAGUGACAGACACACCAGAGAACUUGGCAGAGGAACUGUUGAGAGUGGCCAGAGAAUGGCAAGUAGAUGGAAAAGUGGUCUGUUGUGUUAGCGACAAUGCAGCUAACAUAACCAAAGCCAUGGACAUUUUACAAUUUACGCAUCAUCCAUGUCUUGCCCACACAAUCCACCUGAUUGUAAGAGAUGCUCUGAAGGUGAAGACCACUGUGGACAAAGUGAAAGCAGCUGUGGAGUACUUCCACAGGACCACAGUAGGUGCUGAAAAACUCAAAUCAACACAAUGCCAGAUGGGGAUGCCUGAGCUGAGGCCUAAACAAGACUGCACUACCAGGUGGAAUUCAACAUGUUAUAUGUUGAAGCGGUUUCUUGAGUCAAAGGAUGCCAUCAUCUCUACCCUGGCCAUUGUCAAUACACCUGUUGAUGCUCUGACCCAAGAGGAAUGGGAGGUGGCAGAGGAGGUGUGCAGAGUCCUGGAAGCCUUUGAGCAGGUCGCUGUGGAGAUCAGUGGACUAUGUGACAUCCUCAAAUGAUACUCCUGUGUAAGGGUCUGCAGCGAAUCACAGCCAGCCGCCAGAGAGAAGCAAAUGUAACCACUCGACAUGUGACAGAGUUGAUGGACACCCUAUGUUUAUCAAUAGACAGAAGGUUCCACAGAAUGGAAUAUAAUCACAUGCUAUCAAAAACUGCUGCACUUGACCACAGGUUUAAGAAGUUAGCCUUCAGUGAUGCCAGAGCGAUUGGUAAGGCACUUCAAAGAAUAACCACCGCUGCAGGGAGGGACAGCCCCAGCAGUCCGCUGGCUCAGGCACCAGGGAAACAGCAAGAAGAUCUGCAGAUCUUCUGAGCUGGUGGAAGAACAAGGCCUCCGUCUACCCACGGCUUACUAAAGUCAUGACAGGGAGACUCUGCAUAUUUGCCAAAUCUGUUCUCUCAGAGGGUCUUCUCGAAAACAGUAAACAGUAAAUAAUUACUGAGAGAAGAAACCGCAUCAGCCCCUCGAAAGUGAGGCAGCUUGCAUUUCUGAAUGCAAAUCUCAUAAAAGCUAAAUAUGGUCAGCAUUGCUGUGUGCUGCUGGUUAUAGCAUAGCAAUAAUGAACAGAGAGAAAAGAGGGACUAGUUUAAUGUUUUAAGUGGGAUGCUGCAGUUUGCACAUAAUUUUUUAUUCUUUAUGGUGUAAUAUUCUAUUAUUAUGUUCAGAUUGUAUUCGUUUUGAAUUGUUACAUUUAUAUGCACUUUAUUUAUGUACAUUAAAGUUAUACUUUAAAUGCA
Molecule: messenger RNA, 1561 nt
Organism: Oncorhynchus keta (chum salmon)
Lineage: Eukaryota; Metazoa; Chordata; Actinopteri; Salmoniformes; Salmonidae
Product: zinc finger BED domain-containing protein 4-like
Exons: 2
Coding region: 412-822 (136 amino acids)
Source: RefSeq, a predicted model, not a curated record